Molecule: messenger RNA, 3690 nt
Organism: Mirounga angustirostris (Northern elephant seal)
Lineage: Eukaryota; Metazoa; Chordata; Mammalia; Carnivora; Phocidae
Gene: NT5E
Product: 5'-nucleotidase ecto
Exons: 9
Coding region: 92-1861 (589 amino acids)
Biological process (GO): AMP catabolic process
Cellular component (GO): plasma membrane
Molecular function (GO): metal ion binding; 5'-nucleotidase activity; nucleotide binding
Source: RefSeq, a predicted model, not a curated record
GCCUAGCUCCCGCGCCCGCCGCCGCCGCUCGCCGCCGCUCGCCGCCGCUCGCCCGGCCCGCCCGCACGCUCGCGCUCCUCGCGCCGCCGCCAUGGGUCGCGGAGCCGCACGAGCCCCGGCGCUGCGGCUCCUCGCGCUGGGCGCGCUGCUGUGCCCGGCGGCUGGCGCCUGGGAACUCACCAUCCUGCACACCAACGACGUGCACAGCCGGCUGGAGCAGACGAGCGAGGACUCGAGCAAGUGUGUCAACGCCAGCCGCUGCGUGGGCGGCGUGGCGCGGCUCUUCACCAAGGUGCAGCAGAUCCGCCGCACCGACCCGCACGUGCUGCUGCUCGACGCUGGCGACCAGUACCAGGGCACCAUCUGGUUCACCGUGUACAAGGGCGCCGAGGUGGCGCACUUCAUGAACGCCCUGCGCUACGAUGCCAUGGCACUGGGAAAUCAUGAAUUUGAUAAUGGUGUAGAAGGACUGAUUGAUCCACUCCUCAAAGAGGCCAAAUUUCCAAUUCUGAGUGCAAAUAUUAAAGCAAAGGGGCCACUAGCGUCUCAAAUAUCAGGACUUUAUAUGCCAUAUAAAAUUCUUCCUGUUGGUGAUGAAGUUGUGGGAAUUGUUGGAUAUACUUCAAAAGAAACCCCUGUUCUCUCAAAUCCAGGAAGGAAUUUAGUAUUUGAAGAUGAAAUCGCUGCAUUGCAGCCUGAAGUUGAUAAGCUAAAAACUCUAAAUGUGAACAAAAUUAUUGCACUGGGACACUCUGGUUUUGAAAUGGAUAAACUCAUCGCUCAGAAAGUGAAGGGAGUGGACAUCGUGGUGGGAGGACACUCCAACACAUUUCUUUAUACAGGCGCUCCGCCUUCCAGAGAGGUGCCGGCUGGGAAGUAUCCAUUCAUAGUCACGUCCGAUGAUGGGCGGAAAGUUCCUGUGGUCCAGGCCUAUGCUUUCGGCAAAUACCUAGGCUGUUUGAAGGUUGAGUUUGAUGAGAAAGGAAACGUCAUCGCUUCACAUGGAAACCCCCUUCUUCUCAACAGCAGCAUUCUCGAAGAUCCAAGCAUAAAAGCAGACAUUAACAAAUGGAGGAUAAAAUUAGAUAAUUAUUCUACUCAAGAAUUGGGGAAAACAAUUGUCUAUCUGGAUGGCUCCACUCAAUCAUGCCGCUUUAAGGAAUGCAACAUGGGCAACCUGAUUUGUGAUGCUAUGAUUAACAACAAUAUUAGACACCCGGAUGAAGUGUCCUGGAACCAUGUGUCCAUGUGCAUUUUAAAUGGAGGUGGCAUUCGGUCGCCCAUUGACGAAAGGAACAACGGCACAAUUACCUGGGAGAACCUGGCUGCUGUGUUGCCCUUCGGGGAAACCUUUGACCUGAUCCAGUUAAAAGGCUCCACGCUGAAGAAGGCCUUUGAGCACAGCGUGCACCGCUACGGCCGGUCUACUGGAGAGUUCCUGCAGGUGGGCGGUAAGUCACCCUUCAACGUGAGGUGGGAGUUCCUGCAGGUGGGCGGAAUUCAAGUGGUGUAUGAUCUUUCCCGAAAACCUGGGAACAGAGUGGUCAAAUUAGAUGUUCUUUGUACCGAAUGUCGAGUGCCCAGUUAUGAGCCUCUCCGAAUGGAUAAGACAUAUAAGGUAGUCCUCCCAAGCUUCCUCGCCAAUGGUGGAGAUGGAUUCCAGAUGAUAAAAGAUGAAGCAUUAAGACACGACUCUGGGGACCAAGAUAUCAAUGUGGUUUCUGGAUACAUCUUAAAAAUGAAAGUAAUUUAUCCAGCGGUUGAAGGUCGGAUCAAGUUUUCUGCAGGAAGUCAUUGUCAUGGAAGCUUUUCUCUAAUAUUUCUUUCAUUUCUGGCAGUGAUCAUUGUUUUAUACCAAUAGCCAAAAAUUCUUCUUCCCAUUAAUGUGUGGAACUGCAUUUUUUUCCAAGUGAGAUUCAAGUCUGCCUUUCAGGAACUGGCUUGGUGAUGGCACAGACCAUCUUGCAGGCCCCCAGAAGCUGAGCUUAGAAGAUUGUUGAAUGAAGACACUGACAUCAUCACACAGGACCAGCAAGUUAAUGAAUACACAGGAAAAAUAAUGAAAAUGAGCCCUCUGACAGGAAGGCCAUCUUUAGUUUACAUGUGCAAAUUUUAAUAAAAUUUUAUUAACAAUCUUAAACCACAGAAAUCAUUAUUCUCCUUUAUAUCCACUUUAAUUUACCAGACAACAAUGUUUACAUUUUAUCAUUUACAAGGGAGUUUUAAGCACAUUAUCUUAUUUGAUGCCUGUAACUUUGGUGGACAAGGCAGGAAUUUCCUGUUUGACAGAUGGGAAACUGAAGCUCAGCAAGAGCAGACUUGUUCAAGGCCAUACGGCUGAAAGUGAUAGAUCUAAGACCUGCACCCAGCUUUUCUGACCUCAAGUCCAGCACUCUUUCAACUACAUCCAGUUACUGUUUGGAAUGAUACUUAAUGGCUUCCUCUCUUCAUAACUAUCAACAGCAUCAAGCUCCUGGAUGAUAAGUGUCUGCUUUAUUUCAGGUCUCUAUAUUUUCCUUUUUAGAUCCUGUUGUUAUAGUGAGUUUAAUGGACUAACACAGGGUAGCAUUCUCUCUUGUACCACCCAUGUGCCUUUAAUGAGUCAGGAAACAGUGCAGCAGAUGAUGGGAAAGGCAAAAAACAGUCCAGGGUCAGGAAGAAAGGGAAGGGAAGAACAGGACACCCAGGAUGUAUUUACAUUACAGAAGAAAAAGAGCUAAGGGCACUUAGAUUUGUUAAGGAGAUAUUUGUUAAGGAGUAGCACCAUAGUGCCUGACAUGUGGUAUUAGCUGUUAAUAAUUUUAUGGGAUUCCAUCAACUCUGCCUCUGUGCUCUUUCCUUCCUUCUUUCAAUGUAAAGGUAUCAUUAAAGAACCUUCUAAGACAAGGUGUAAUUCUAAACCUGCACCUGUCCCUCCCCAGCAAGAUGCCAGCACUGUACUCUAGUCACACUACACACACACACACACACACACACACUCUCUCUCUCUCUCUCUCCCUCCCUCCCCACCCCCACCCCAGUCACGGAAAAUCCAGAGGGAAGAUGAGACAAGGAUUGAUCUUUAAAAGUGGUAUUAUAUAAGGAUCAUUCUCAAAUAUAGAUAUGAGAACUCCUGCCUGGGAGUGAGUCCCUCUGAGUGGAAGCUCAAGAAACACCCAGACUGAUGAAAUGAUUUAUGCCCAAAAGAACAAAUACUUGCUUAAGGUGGUCACGAGACCAUGUGAGCCUGCUCAGCACUGCAUAAAUUAUUCAAUGAGAAAUGGGAGCCUUCAUCUUAAAAAAUGGUGAGCAAAUAGCAGUAGAGGUUUGGAGAAGCAGUGUUUGUUUCUUAAUGUUUAAAAAUAUUAAGUACAUGUGAUACAAAAAUAUACUUUUAAACUACAACUUCUUUAAGAAGACUACUGCAGUAAAAUAAUGCCCUCAGUUCUGUGCAUAUACAGAUUAGCUAUAAAUAAAUGUCAGUAAGAUUGUGAGAGGAAAAUUAGAGAAAGGUGCAUUUGGAGUAUAUUUUUUAUGCUUGGCCAGUAAAAUAGAAUAAAUUCUAUUGGACACAAAUUUUUAAAGAACAUUUUUGUAAGUUUUCUAACUAUAUGUGCAUGUAUUGUGCAGUGGUUUAAGAAAUGACCUCAGACACUUUGCAAUUGUAGAUUCAAUUGUGCAAUUCAAUUGUACAAUAAACCUGAAGAUAUG